AAUAUUUGAUCUACAACAAUGUAUGCAUACGUUCGUGCUGUUAAGAAACAUAUCUUGCUCCAGUUGUGGAUUAAGGUGUCUAGCACAUUACAUGAAUAAACAACCAAGUCAUUUUCCCCCCACUCGGAGAACUAAUAAUAAUUCAUCAUUUUCUUCCACAAGCAGAUGUUGAUCAAGAUUGAACCUCACUUUAUGCUAGGAGCCUCACCAGAAAACACCUGAACUAUAACUACUCCCUAAAGUUCUACAAUUUCUUGAGACGACAGUUGAUCACAUUCCAGAAACACAAAAAGGAUAAAGGAAACAGCAGUACUGGAUGAGCAAGACCGGUGCUAUGUACAAGUAAGAGGACAUAGCUCUAACCAUGUAUAACCUACAGUUUCACCACAAAUGUAAGAAUCAAGUCAAUUCAAAAGAAGAUGUUGGGUAACUCCUUCGAAGACCAAGUAAUAAAGUAGACCUUCCUGCUAGCGUCCACCAAAGAAUCAGGGUGCAGCAAUAAUAAGGCAGUUCCUUGACUAGUACAAAAUAAAAGAGUUAUACAUAGAGCAACUUGGCAGUUUCUUCCUCCCCCUCCUGAAUGUGUGUACAGCCGCAAGGUUGCGGGUUUGAAUUUUAGGGCAAUCAAAUGCGGCCACGGGUUAGGUCUAUAACAGUACCUCUAUAAAAACCCUUAUAUAUACUGAACAUAAUUCUCCUUGAGCCAACUACAGGCAAAAAAUUGUGACAGUAGAAAUUUCAGACUGCGAGAAACUGUCACUCUAAUAUGACUAGAAUCCAAUAAAAAGGAUGGGAGGUUGCUUAGUGUAGUGGUAAUAUGAUUGGGCUAACAACCAGAAAGUUGUGUGUUUGAAUUUUAUAGCCACAACAAUAUACAAAUAAGGCAAAGGGUAAGGUCUGAACCCAAGUCCACCCCCUCGGUAGCAUCACCAUCAAGAACCAAAUGGAAUAAGUAUCAUAGCAAGGUUUGGGGCAUACAAUGCCUAGAAAAUUCAAUCACACGGUACUCUGUUAUGGCAUUAUGAGAUGACAUUGUUGGGACAUUGCCCAGAAGUGUACAAUGUUGCCUACCGCUACCUACAAAAACAUUACAAGUAUAUAAGAUCUGCGGAAAAAGUACAGUGUUCUGGAUUCGAAGAGGACUAGUCAGGCCAUCAUAACAUAAUCUAUCUCGAAUAAAUAUGCCAGAAGGUAUUCUUUUAACAAUGGUUUUAUCAUGCUAUAUGAAUUUAAGUACAAGAUAAAAUCCUAACCCGCCAGCCCAAGCUGAAACCAUCAACACUUCCAAGCCACUAACAAAAUUAUAUGCACCUAUUUGCAACAGCUGAGUUAAGCCUAUAAAUAUCUUUUCAAGCAAAUGGGUCUCAGUGAAACUACCUUACGAAAAUAAUUACAGAAAUAAAACAAGAAAUUUUGUUUUAGAACUUCAAUAGUUAGUGAGAAAGGAAAAAGCAAAACAAAAACCUCACCAUACUAGGUGGUUCUGGAAAGGCAUCUCUCAAAUAAGCUGCAACCAAUUCAUAUAAACUUCUCUUGGCACCCCGUCCAAUGGUCCAUGAGCUAGAAUAAAAAACCAAUAUCUAUAAUUCAAAAUUUAAAAUAGACACAUAGUGCGACAAGUGGAUAGCUUACCUGAACAAGCAUUCCAGGGGGUUUAUUGAUGAUGGCCAAAUUGUGAAAAUUAGAAAGUGAAAAUAGGUUAUACAUGGAAGUAACUAAAGAAAGCAAUGUCAUUACCAUCUAAAAAAGCCAAUAUUUCAGGACCAUAUAUCAAGGGAAAGAAGAAAUUUCAUUUCCACUUCGUGGCAAUGCACUCAGUUUUCCCAUUAGGAAACUCCAGUAAUAAGAUGAUCAAUUGAUGCUGUUGGGACCUAAUGAUCUAACCAAAUUACAUGAUCUAAUGAUGUGUGAGCUGACAUAGACUUUCCACAAUAACAUAUUCCCUCAACAAAAACUUCAUGAAAAUUUACAUUGUUUAAAUUGUUUAAUUGUUGUAUACUUACCAGAUGAGACCAAACCAAUUUCAGAUUUUAGGUUUAAUUUCCCCCCACCACCGGUUCACCCGCCAUUGCCAUCUCCAUCGCCAUAGCCGCCACACCCGAUGCUGGCCAUCAACGCCAUUGUUUCCAUCGUCACAAGACUUACAACAUUUAUAGGCUCUCUCCUACAAUUCCUUCUUUCUUCUUUCUUUACCUUUCUUUCAUUUAUUUGCUUUCUUACCCCUGGAUGCUCAUCAAGACUAGAAGAUGAUAUUGUUGUGGUAGCAUUGAGACUUCCUUUUUUGUUGGGAAAAAGUAUAUACAAUGCCAUUAGGAUUCUAUGUAGCCCAAAUAUAAUUCUUCAAUCAAACGAUAAGUUUCUAAAUCAACUUGUAAUUCAUUUUGUUCAAAUACCAAAACUACUUUGGUUUAACCAAUAAGUUUCUAAAAUCUAUAUGGAUGAAUGUUGCGUGUAAACUGUAAAGUAUAUGCUCUUUUAUCUUAUUAGUUCAAAUUUGUAUUCCUCUAGGAGCCUUAAUUUCUUACAGUUUAUCAUUACUAUUCUCUGAACAUGCCAUUUACCUAGAUUGAACAUAGUAGCACCGAGUGUGAAACCAAUCACCCAAAAAGAGACAUUGAUGAUCAGUUUCCACAAAAUUACACCUUCCCAAUAAAAAAUUCAUUUUAUUUGUUCGCCAAUCUGACUACAGCCGAAAUAUGGCAUCAAUGAAUUUUCAUGGAGAUCAUCUCCCUUCACCUUAAAAAGAUUAAAAUGACCAAAAGAAAGGAAGAAACAUAUAAACUAAACUUAGUUUCAUCAAUGAUGAUCAUCUAAGUUGAUAAUGAAUAAAAAAUAAUGCACAAACCAUAUCUUGAAGCACACUACUUAUCUUAGAUUUUACAGGAUGAAAUGAGAAUCUUCAACUAUGGAGAUAGUUUAGGAACAUGAUUGGAUUGAAAAGGAGGAUAUAACAAUAUGUAGAUGAUAAAGUAGAAGAGCCUAGAACUUGUAUGAUGCUUGAGUUUUGAUGUGUUAUUUGCUUAUUACCCAAUUUAUGGUAAGGUAUUGGGGUUCUAAAUGAAGAGAAGACACUUGAUAGGGCUUUGAACAGUAACUUAAACAGUAAAAUAGGCUAUAAACAAUGAUGUGAAGAGUGUAUUUGACUAGGAAUCACUCCUAGGGUUCCUUAGGCCUCACAUCUAGGAUUAAAAUUGCAU
This is a messenger RNA of Ilex paraguariensis (yerba mate), 3197 nucleotides long. NCBI's taxonomy places the organism in Eukaryota, Viridiplantae, Streptophyta, Magnoliopsida, Aquifoliales, Aquifoliaceae. The record is from the annotation of a GenBank genome assembly.